AUGGAAGUACAGGAUGAUGAUGAUGAAGUACAAAAUAAUGAUGAUGACGAUAGUGAAAUACAAGAUUAUAUUGGUGAUGACGAAGUACAAGAUGAUAAUGAUGAUGAUAACGAAGUACAAGAUGAUAAUGAUGAUGAUAAUGAAAUACAAGAUGUAAUUAAGGAUGAAUUACGAGAUGAUGAUGGCGAUGAUGAAGUACAAGGUGAUAACGAAUGUGAUGAAAUCCAAAAUGAAAAUGAUGAUGAUAAUAAAAUACAAAAUGAUGACAAUUAUGAUGAAGUGCAAAGUGGAAAUGAAUGUAAUGAAGUACAAGAUGAAUAUGAGGAUGAAGUACAAGAUGAUGACGAUAAUGAUGAAGUACAAAAUGAGGCUGAUGAUGAAGUACAAGGUAAUGCUGAUGAUAAAUUACAAAAUGAUGAUGAUGAUUAUGAUGAGGUACAAGAUGAUAAUGGUGAUGAUGAUGAAGUAUAA
Messenger RNA from Apis florea (little honeybee), 471 nucleotides. Its product is annotated as prostatic spermine-binding protein-like. NCBI's taxonomy places the organism in Eukaryota, Metazoa, Arthropoda, Insecta, Hymenoptera, Apidae. The record is from RefSeq and is a predicted model, not a curated record.